Molecule: messenger RNA, 2130 nt
Organism: Toxorhynchites rutilus septentrionalis
Lineage: Eukaryota; Metazoa; Arthropoda; Insecta; Diptera; Culicidae
Product: neurofilament heavy polypeptide-like
Exons: 2
Coding region: 45-2036 (663 amino acids)
Source: RefSeq, a predicted model, not a curated record
UCACAAUUCAGUAAACUCCUGCCAGUACUUAAAUUUUAGACGUGAUGAAUCCUCAAUUAACCGAAAUUAUUUCGCCUCGGCACCUCCGUCAAAGUCCCACUAGAGCCACCGUCAGCAGAAUACAACCGCCAAGUCGCAACCCUGGCCAAGCACGACAGCUUCGACCACCUGGUUCUGGUGUUCCUCCAGGGGGACUUGCACCACCUCGUAGCGACAUCCGAGCGCCCAGUGGAGCAGCACUCCCAUUGAGUCGCAACGCACCUCCGAAAACGCCGUCCCGCUCAAGGUUGGCUCCGCCACUUGCUCAAAGGCAGUUCCUAACUUCUACGCUACAGAAACCAUCGUCAAGUACCGAAAUCCUGCUGAAAACUCCUCGAAGAAUGCUACCCCGACCGGGGGAAGCCAAACUCAUACCACUUCCAGGAUCAUCGAAGCUAGCCGCAAUACCAAAACCAACGAGACUUCGACCACCAACCACUGCUCAUGUUGCAAUCCCCGUUGCUCGAGUGGUGUCUACAUCACUGCUGCCUAAACCGGCGUAUAUUAAAACACCUAAGCUCAUCCCAAAAUCGGUCCCGCGUGGAGAUUCACAGCUAAGAACACCACUUACCCGAACCCGACCCGCUACCACGCCUAGUUCUACUGCGACGAUAAAACCUCCCACUUUGCGAACUACACCACCCACUCCACCGAGGCCAGUUCGGAAGCUUCAGUUCGAUGAGACCGCCGUCACAUACAAGGUCGCUGGACGGGACGUAGAGUUUGUUGACUGGGCCCCGACACCCUCACCGAAGGCCACUACCGCUAAAACGCCAAUUCGCAAACCUGUCCAGAGACCUACUCGGGCAGAACCUAAGCAGAAAAAAAUAUACGAGUUCCCCGAGGAACCCUCAGUGAUUGCAACGAAACAGUUUGCGGGAACACUGAGGGCCGAUUUGAAUCGGCUUCAGCAGGCGACCGCCGAGAUGCAGGAGUUGAAAGCUAAGAAAGGUGCAAUUCUGGAGAGACUCAAGACAAUUUACACCCGAGAAAGUCGCCCUCUGGCAGAAACUGAAACGCUGGACAUGCCAGCGUUUCGCGAGAGAUAUGGUGUAACGCAAAGUCCGAAAAUGAGACAACUCCUAGAGGUCACUGCCGAGUGGAAUCGAGAGAUUCUUGAAAAUCGGGAGUUCGAAGAAAAAAUAGCACAAGCGGAAGCGAUCGCUGCUAGACAAAGAAAAAGUCUACGACCGGAGUUGGGUUGCAUAAAGGAAUCUCCGGGUGAUGUUUCGCCCAACUUUGAAGCAAGACGGGCACAGCGUGAGUUAGCUCGACGCGAGAGAAUCGAUAAUUAUAAACAACGUGCAGAGUGCCAGAAAGAAUACCGUAGACUACUUGAGGAACGGAAAAAGCACGUUUCUAGUAGAAGACCCUAUUCCAGAGAGGAACGCGAGGAUAUUCGAAGGCAGUAUCAAGAAGCACAGGAAUUUACGUACAUUGCUCCAACCGAGGAAGAAUUGGAUAAGGCCAUAAAAAUGGCAGAAAUAAUGGAACUGACAGAAAAGGGAGUGUCACUGACCGAUUCUCCUGAAAAAACUGUUGAAUGCUUAUUUCCCGAGACAGUUCCCACGACGGAAAUAGUCGGUGCCGCUGGUGACGCAAUAGUGCCUGAAAACAUUCCAGUCGAAGAGAUAAACACAAUAAACAGCUUGGAUCGGGCAACGGCUGAGAUAGCACUGAAUGCAAGUCUGGUCCCGGCACCAAGUGAAACUGCUGCCAAAGUGGUGCUGGAAAAGAGCAUGCAAAAAAUAGCGACAAAAGCAAUACAAGCAGAGCCCCAAAAGCUGGACAGUUUCUACGACAUUGAUUUGAAACUCAAUCGACCCAAAAAAGAGAAUUUCAUUCAGUUGCAGGGUUCAUCACUUCCGACGUGGUUCCCGGGAUAUCAUGUCAUAUUUCCCGGCUACCCAGGAUUGAUACAAACUACAAAUUCACCCGGUUCGGUUUUACUUACCGCGUCGAGGAAGUUUCGGCCGUCAUCUACAGCGUCGAUGUAACUUUGGAUGAAGCAAACACAUUGCUCGUAUGACUUAAAUGUGAAAAUAUAUUUUGAUAGAACACCAUUACUGUCCUGUCCCACAAAAAUAUUCU